AUGCUCGCCAACGCGGCCACCAUGCGGAUCCUCAUCAAGGGGGGGAAGGUGGUGAAUGACGACUGCACGCUGGAGGCGGACGUCUACAUCGAGAACGGCAUCAUCCAGCAAGUGGGCCGCGAGCUCAUGAUCCCCGGCGGGGCCAAGGUCAUCGACGCCACCGGCAAGCUCGUCAUCCCGGGCGGCAUCGACACCAGCACCCACUUCCACCAGACCUUCAUGAACGCCACCUGCGUGGAUGACUUCUACCACGGCACCAAGGCAGCCCUGGUGGGGGGUACGACGAUGAUCAUCGGCCACGUCCUGCCCGACAAGGAGACCUCGCUGCUGGACGCCUACGAGAAGUGCCGCAGCCUGGCCGAUCCCAAGGUCUGCUGCGACUACGCCCUGCACAUGGGCAUCACUUGGUGGGCGCCCAAGGUGAGUCUGGCCGUGCCGCGCCGCGACACGCUGAACAUUGUGGCCUCCGACCACCGGCCCUUCAGCACCAAGCAGAAAGCCAUGGGCAAGGAGGACUUCACCAAGAUCCCCCACGGCGUCAGCGGGGUGCAGGACCGCAUGAACAUCAUCUGGGAGCGAGGCGUG
Molecule: messenger RNA, 585 nt
Organism: Aptenodytes forsteri (emperor penguin)
Lineage: Eukaryota; Metazoa; Chordata; Aves; Sphenisciformes; Spheniscidae
Product: dihydropyrimidinase-related protein 5
Exons: 3
Cellular component (GO): cytosol
Molecular function (GO): hydrolase activity, acting on carbon-nitrogen (but not peptide) bonds, in cyclic amides
Source: RefSeq, a predicted model, not a curated record